AUGACACAUCACACGAUUGCUAGACUGCGAUCAUGGGAUGGCGUCCGUUCACCCGAAUUUAACGAUAAUGCUGGACGACUACAUCGACAGCGCCACCUACAGGGGAGAAUCGAUUCCGGGUUCCGUCGCACUUAUCUACCCCAUGGAGAGGAAGAUACGAUCUACGAACAGUUGAGUAAGCUGGAUCACAUCACGGCGUGGCGCAAACGUGACGUUCCCUCCUACUACCACUACAGCAACAACCCGCGCAUCGCUGACAUCGUGGUGAUGGCCGACGAACACUGGGCCAUCGCCACCAACGCCGUGAGUCUCAGCAUGAGUCGACCCUGGUUUCCAAACCCCUAUAAGGGUGACCAUGGUUAUGACAAUCGUGCGAUGUCCAUGCAUCCGUUCUUUGUGGCGCGCGGCCCGGCGUUCCGGAAGGGUCUGAUCAGCGAGCCAUUCGCCAACGUCAACGUCUACCCACUCAUGUGCGAGAUACUCGGACUCGCGCCGGCACCAAACAACGGCUCAAUUGCCAACGUGAAGCAUCUACUGAGAGAGGAGCUGACAGGCCUAAUACAGAAGCCAGGCUCAGUGAAUCCCUUCUCUGUGAGCGCACAGCUGUUACCCAACAUUAUCAGCAUAUGCGUGGGAGUAGCAGUGUUUUCCAUGCUCGUGCUUCAGUGAUGACAGCGCAGCAUCGCCGUGGCAACUCGAUCUGCAGCAGUGUGUAGUCCUACUUAGCUACGACAAUGACAACGACAGCUGAUGCUGCGAUUGGUUAUUUACUACACGCCGCAUGCAGGCAAUGCAAAGCUGGGUUUACACUACCGACUUUAUGUUGGCGGAUUGGCGAGUUGGACCAAUUUCGCAAUUCGUAAAC
Molecule: messenger RNA, 865 nt
Organism: Priapulus caudatus
Lineage: Eukaryota; Metazoa; Priapulida; Priapulimorpha; Priapulimorphida; Priapulidae
Product: bis(5'-adenosyl)-triphosphatase enpp4-like
Exons: 6
Coding region: 1-669 (222 amino acids)
Source: RefSeq, a predicted model, not a curated record